CGCCGAGGAGCGCUGAGGAGCGCGUUUCAUCCAGACGGUUUUACGCACCAAGAGCUUAGAGAGUUUGCAACGGAUUCUGCUUUUUUUCUUCUUCGUCAGGAGAGGAAAUAGAGUUCACAGCAACAGCUGUGAGCUGAGGCGUCUGAGUGGGCAUGUGGUUGCUGGAGAAGCUCCGCAGCUCUGUUGAGAGCAGUGGGACACAUUCCCAGCCCCCGCAGACAGCAGAGGCCAUUCCCGUUGCUGUUUAUGCCAAUGUGCUCACUCCCGAAAGGAUCCCUGAUUUUUUCAUCCCACCCAAACUUAUCUGCUGUCCCCCUGAGGAAUCCACCAGCCCAGAGCCCAAGCACCGUGCCAACCUGAGACCCUCCUCCUCUGACCAUGCCAUCUGUAGCCAGAGCCCACGAGCUCGGAGCAGCAAGAACAUCUGCAGCCCUCGCAUGUUCUCCCGCAACCUGCAAAAGUCUGCCAACCGUCACAUCAUCCAGAUAGAAAGUGCGGAUGAGCCGGGCACCGGUGUCACUGACAGGCUCAGUGCCGAAGUCAACACCAAUGCUGACCCCCAGUCACAGACUGCAAUGUCCCUUCCAUACGUCCCCAAGGCUCAGACCUCCUACGGCUUCUCCACUUUGGUGGAGUCUCCUCACACUAGACGCAAGGAGAGCCUGUUUCACAGUGAUCCCAGCAGCCCCCUCACCUCUCCAAACUCCCAGAGGCGCUCCCAAGGGGGGACUCUGCUGGCCCCGGCUGACCCCAAUCCUUACCGCUACUUCAGUGGAGGAGAGAGUGACACCUGUUCUUCCGCUGAGUCCUCCCCAUUUAACUCCCCCCUCCUCUCCAGGUCUGCCUCCCUUCUUAGAUCUAUUACCCAGGAAACACAGGCAAAGGUAUCUCGUGCAAGACGUUCCCUGGCACGCCACAGUUCUCUCUCCACUGACGAAUGCAGUUCGGCCGACAACAGCCCCAACAUGCAGCGCCGUCGCACGCGCUGCCCCCCAUCUCCAGCCUUUCGUGGAGCCAAAGCAGGCACUUCCAGGGGUGCAGCCUCAGAUCUACUGCAGCGUGAGCACACUAUCAACCUCCACAAAGGGGGGACCCUGAGGCUUAGCACCCACUAUGACCCUGAGGCUUCCCGCCUGAGGGUGCGUGUACUCGCCGCCGAGGCCCUUUACAACCGUCAGACGGACCUGAAAAGCAUUAACUGCUGUGUGGCGCUCUACCUGAACCCAGGAAAGCAGCAGAAACAAAGGAGCACCAUCAUCAAGAACAGCAGGAACCCGGUGUUCAAUGAGGACUUUUUUUUUGAUGCACUGCCCCAAGCACAAGUGAAGAGUCUGGCCAUGAAGAUAAAGGUUGUGAACAAAGGAACCAGUCUGAAGAGAGACGUGCUUCUUGGAGAGAGGGAGGUGCUGCUCAGUGAGCUGCUCGCAAACCUCUAGGGAGGCCUUGUCAAUGCUGAGGUGAAAGCUAGCGGCUCGCCUCCCCUCUGCCGACCUUUUCAUCCCACCUUACCGGAUACUGGGCAACAAGCAGCAUACUGAUGACAAGGGAGCUGCAUCUUGCCCACUGUGCUGUGUAUGUCGACAGACUCUCUGUUGUCAUGAGUAGUUAAGUUUAACAAAGUCAUGCAGUCUUACUUUGCUUGCUGGUAUGUGAGCAUUGUGAAUGGCAGAGCGGUAUUUGUGUAUUUUUCUUGAUUUCCAAAAGGUGACGUCCCUCUCUGAUGUAGCUCUUCUCAGCUGAUUUGGGUAACUUGAAGUUGUAUUUUUGUAAUAAAUCUUAAUAUUGCGUACAAAAGUUUUGCAUGUCGCUCUGCAAUUAAAAAAUGCCUCUGUGUUCAUGACAGACUACAUUUGAUUGACUUGUAUUGCAAAUAUGACUGAUGCAAUGUGAUUUAUUUCAGA
Molecule: messenger RNA, 1901 nt
Organism: Cyprinodon variegatus (sheepshead minnow)
Lineage: Eukaryota; Metazoa; Chordata; Actinopteri; Cyprinodontiformes; Cyprinodontidae
Product: C2 calcium-dependent domain-containing protein 4C-like
Exons: 3
Coding region: 153-1436 (427 amino acids)
Source: RefSeq, a predicted model, not a curated record